GGAAGUGGGGAUGAGACCGUGAAGCGGGGGAAAUGUUUACGCUGCUCACGAGUGACACGCAGGGCUGCACGUGGUGACCGGACGGGGUUCCGUUGUUAAGUCCGUUUCUCUUUUUUUGAUCCUCCGCGCUGUGUCUCCAUGCGUAGCGGCAGGUCCGGGCUCUCCACGAUGGACGCGCUCCUGCUUCUCUACGACGGCGUCUCGGACUCGGAGUCGGACGGAGACCCGGCUCACUGCGUCCGCUGUGUUCUCUCCAGAGCCUUCGUUCAAGACAGGGACCUGUACCGGUCCGGAGGCUGGAGGUCUGUCUGCGGAAGAAGAGACGGGCUGGAACUGGAGGAGACCGUGGUCGACGUACAAGAGGACUGGGACGAGGAGACUGCGGUCAGCACCCGAGAGGACUGGGACGAGGAGACGGCCCUCAUGGCCAGCCUGGGGCUGCCUGUGGAGUUUGGGAGCUCAUCUUCACGGAGGCUGGUGGUGAAAACUGACAGCCAUGUCAAACGGGCGAAGCCGAAGAAUGCUUGUUCCCAGGCGACAAGACCCGAGAGUGAGGAGGAAAUUGAGAACUGUGCUUUUGAUGUGUUUGGGACUGAAUGGAAUGAGCUAUGUGAAGGGGGUGGGGUUGAACAGAAGAACCUGUCUGAGGGUGGUGGGACUGAGCAGAACCAAAUCUCUGUGGGGGUUUGUGAGCGAGGAACCUGUAGUCUUCAGGACGUAGGAGGUGAGGAGAGCCCGGAGACUAAUGCAAGCUGGGAGAGAUACUGGUCUCGCCAAGGCGAGGAACUUCUAUGGCACGGCUGGUUGGAGAAGCAUCCAGAAGAUUCCAUCAGCCAGCAGGUGGCACCAUGGGACUGCCCACAUCGCAGCAGUCGGUGGGAGCUGCACUACAGAGAGACCUACCACUACUACUGGGAGCAGUUCAGAUAUUGGGCGUCUCAGGGAUGGACGGUGGACGAUGCCAGCGUGGAGGCCCAGCAGGAAGGUCAAGACAUGAGUUGUGAGUCUAAAACCCCGGACACCUCAGAGCUAGAGAGCGGAAGGUCAGUGGAUGGCGAGGCUGCAGAUCUCAUUGGACAACUCAGCCUCCGAUCAAAGUGCUCGGAGACCCUGGGGACACAGCAGGAAAGCGAGUCGCGGGGAGCAGGUCAUAACCACGAUGGCUUUGGGGGAGAUCCCUGUUUCUACGGCAACGAACCUUGUGAUGGAGGCACACGGAGGCAACCAGCCUCGAGCGGCAAUCACACGUGCCCUGCCGAUUCCCAGCAAAGAGCAAGUAACUCGGAGAGGAGCCGGCAGCCUACAGAGAGAGAGUCGGCAGGUGACGACGAUGAUGGAGAUGACAAACCUCCGGAGAUACGACAGGCAAAGUUGAAACGCAGUCACGAGCUGGACGCGGAGGAGACCGCAAGUCUGUCUGCAGAGGAGGCCUGGGAGAAGCUGGGUCUCAAGUGUAGCCAGAAUUCCAGGUUUGGCAGGCUUCUGAAGCUGAAGCACGACCGAGGAGAACGGCAAGGGCGCGGGGUUGGAGGGGCGUCGAAGCCUCGGCGGCGCAACCAGCACAUCUUUUUCACAGAGGACGGCGAGAUUGCGACACCCACCAGGAGCAGAUCCUUGAGCAAAAAGCCGUGUUUUUACCCUCAGGUGAAGAAUUUUUUGCAACGGGUUCAAAAGGAGGCAGAGCCUGACACAGGUGUUGUCGGGGUCCCGGCCGGGUCACACCCUCUGGGUGAUAGCCUUGAGGAGGAAAUGGGCUUGGAGGAGGAAGGACAGACCGACACUCCAUGCAGCUCAGAACCGGGAGCCCAAGGGGACCCUGAGUCCCGCUGUCUGCAUCUCCUCCAUGUAGGAAAGGAGGAGGAUGAGGAGCAAGAGGAGCAAGAGGUGGAACCUGGGAGAGAACUGCUUCCUUUGGACGUGCCGGACUACCUUCUGCCCGAUCCACCAGGGCCCGGCAUCGAGGAAGAGUCGUCAAACCCACCCAGAAAGAAGAAGACCAAGAAAAAAAAGAAAACGGCCAAAAUGCCCCCUGAGAUCGCUGCCGAUCCGGACUUGGCUAAGUACUGGGUCCAGCGCUACCGCCUUUUCUCCAGGUUCGAUGAGGGCAUUAAGCUGGACCACGAGGGCUGGUUCUCCGUCACCCCAGAGAAAAUCGCCCGGCACAUUGCCAAGCGCGUCCACGACCGCUCCCGUCCGCUUCUAGUCAUCGAUGCUUUCUGCGGAGUGGGGGGCAACGCCAUCCAGUUCGCUCUGACUGGCAACCAAGUGGUGGCCAUCGACAUCGAUGCUCCGCGGCUGAGCCUCGCCCGCAACAACGCUGAGGUGUAUGGAGUGGCCGACCGCAUCGACUUUAUCCAGGGCGACUUCCUGCAGGUGGCGCCGCGGCUGCGGGGGGACGUGGUGUUCCUCAGCCCCCCAUGGGGUGGACCCGACUAUCUCGACGCAGACGUCUUCAACAUCAGGACCAUGAUGUCGCCCGAUGGGUUUGAAAUUUUCCGCUUGGCCAGAAUAAUUUCGGAAAACAUUGUGUAUUUUCUUCCUCGGAACGCGGACAUGGAUCAGAUCGCCUCCCUUGCAGGACCUGGAGGCAAAGUGGAGGUGGAGCAGAACUUUCUGAACAACAAGUUAAAGACGAUAACGGCUUACUUUGGCAAUCUCAUCCAGUCGGAUUGUUAAUUUUUUACGUUUAUCAGGCUUUUUCAGUUGUUUCUCAGUGUCUUUGACCCUUUUUGUGUGUUACUCAAAGACGGAUUGUUUCACAGAAUUUUUCUACUUCCUAUUUGUGC
Scleropages formosus (Asian bonytongue) is the source of this 2786-nucleotide messenger RNA. RefSeq names its product trimethylguanosine synthase 1 (gene tgs1). Gene Ontology annotation, cellular component: nucleus. Gene Ontology annotation, biological process: 7-methylguanosine cap hypermethylation. NCBI's taxonomy places the organism in Eukaryota, Metazoa, Chordata, Actinopteri, Osteoglossiformes, Osteoglossidae. The record is from RefSeq and is a predicted model, not a curated record. The transcript is spliced from 13 exons. Gene Ontology annotation, molecular function: RNA cap trimethylguanosine synthase activity. The coding region runs from base 139 to 2676 and encodes 845 amino acids.